Botrytis porri is the source of this 600-nucleotide messenger RNA. RefSeq lists its product as uncharacterized. The record is from RefSeq and is a predicted model, not a curated record. NCBI's taxonomy places the organism in Eukaryota, Fungi, Ascomycota, Leotiomycetes, Helotiales, Sclerotiniaceae. The transcript has a single exon. Bases 1 to 600 code for a protein of 199 amino acids.
AUGGUUCACCGUAUCAACCCGGAUCCGAACGAUAUCGACACUGCCUCCGAUGACGAUGUCGCCAGCAUGUUGAACGAGUUUUGGUGGGCGGUAAUGCAAAGAUCUACCAUGUUCUGUGGAAAUGCGGGCCCGGACUUUCAGACUUUCGCAGCGCUUGUUAUCCCUGAGGCGGAGUCCUCUAUGAUGGGAAUGAGCUCUGGUGCGACUUAUCACUUUAAGAUCGCGACCUCUCCGAACCUCAAUCAGUUUCAACAGCGUCGAGCAGAUGACGCUUUGAAGGAUUUACGUACAACAUUUUGGGUGAAGAUAGGUGACGUUCAGGAAGGCGAUCAAACCGUAUAUCAGUAUACGCUGUACGAUUCCUCAGAAGAAUCUGAUAACGAUCUACUUGCUCUGGGGUUCAUGGGUGAAGCCGUCUUAGAGAUUCGACGAGCUUUUCAAAGAGGAGAACUCUACUGCAAAGUGACGGAUGAUCAGGGAAAUAUUCUUCAAGGGAUGAUCCCCCCUCGACCUGGACCUGCAGUCAGGCGACAAUUCUUCACUGGACGAAAUGUUCUACAGGAACUGAGGGACAAUGAGGUUGCGCUUAGGGGUCGUUAA